Dacryopinax primogenitus is the source of this 1209-nucleotide messenger RNA. RefSeq lists its product as uncharacterized. The coding region runs from base 1 to 1209 and encodes 402 amino acids. The transcript is spliced from 2 exons. The record is from RefSeq and is a predicted model, not a curated record. NCBI's taxonomy places the organism in Eukaryota, Fungi, Basidiomycota, Dacrymycetes, Dacrymycetales, Dacrymycetaceae.
AUGUCUCGACCUGGAGGACAUAUGGCUCCCAUCACAAGUCGCCGCAUGCUGGACGAGCUCUGGAGGCUGGUGUUGGAGGAGCUUGUGGAAGAGAAUCCCACUCAACUAACGAUCGCCCCUUUACUGCUAGUGUGUAAGGCAUGGAAGACUUGCGGUCAAAGCCUGCUAUAUCGACACCUCUGUUUCUCUGGGAUCCGGCAGCUCAGAGCAUUCUACGAGCAUCUGUUCUUCCAUGCCACCGAGGGGCGCUAUCCCGGUCUCUACACGCAGACGUUUACACUCUGGACACGAGGACUCGUUCUGCAAGAACUGUCACACUAUGUCCCUCGUAUGCUUGGGUACUUGCACAACAUCCGCGCAUUCCAUGCGCAGGAGCUCGACAUCUGCUCAUCAAUUCUUGAGCCACUGGACGUAGUCGCUAAACGCACUCUUUGCGAGCUGUCGCUCACGCUCUGCUCAGCCGAAGCCGAUGGAGCGAUCAAUCUUGCGAUCGUAUCGCGUUUCACAGGCCUGAAGAAGCUGCAACUCAGGAUGAACUGGGGCGCUGAUUCUACUGUGUUUGCAAUCGGCCGUGCACCUGGAUUCCGCAUGCCUCGCCUCGUUUCCCUCGCGUUGUCUUCGCCACGCGUACCACCCGUACACGAGUUCUUGGCCUUCUUACCCCGCUGCGAACUUCCAGCACUCACAAGCCUUGAUCUUGACUUCCCCCACCUUACCGCCGAUGGCACUGCCUCUCUCCAACCAGUCUUCGAGAAGCUUGGCUCCCAGCUAAGGCACCUCAGCUACAAUGUACCAGAAGCUGCCCGACUUCCUCAAACAGCCCUCGUGCUGUCCCCGAACCUUGAGCUCAUAGAAUUCAAGACGGCCGCACCGUCCAUCGACCUCAUCCAUAUCCUACCCGCUACUAUCCAACAGAUCAAUAUCCCAGUCGACUUCUCCUUCUCUGAGGGGCCGGCCGGUGUCGUCCGGUUCUUGAACGACUGGCUAGCGGAGAAUCCCGCAGAUUGCAGUCUGCGUCGCGUCCAGUUGACUAUGAAAGGGCUACAGCGAUUCGAUUGGAGGACCGUUGGGUUGGUCUCCCCGGUAUUUGCUGGUCAGCUCAUGACCUCCGCGAUCCUAUUGGGUGCCCGCGGUGUUCACAUUAUCGACGGCUUUAAGAAUACGCUAAUCAUGGUUGCCGCCAGUCAGCUUACAGGGUUGUGCUCAUAG